ACCACUUUUAAUGUUGUGACGUUAGCCAUCUGGAAUUGAGAAGGUCUGCCAAAAAUCCGAGUCGUGAUCAAGGGUCAGAUCCAGUAAUAAAGUCGACAUGGAACAAGAAGGUGGGUUUGCUGUGAAUUCUAACAAAGAUGCUGAAGUUCAGAGUCGAACGUUCAACAGAAAGAGAGUUAUUUUGGUGGUGUCUGUUGUAUUUCUUCUUGUCGCUGUAAUUGUUAUCAUUGUAGUCCUUAAAGUACGACCAAGCAGCAGYAAUUCUCCAUCUGAGCCUAAAAUACAAGGAAGCUCAUCAAAAAAUGAUUUGAUACGUAAGUUUUUGGUUAGAGUACAAGAGACAUAUUUCAUUUGUAAUCCAGAAGCAAUAGUCACCAAGCAAGCAGUCAAGGCCGACGAGAUACUUGAACGAUAUCGUCCUUUUGAUUAUAAUCCGUCGUCACUUAAGAAAGCUGCUGAUAAGGCUUUGGAAUUGCGUGCAGAAUUUGAAAGAAAAUUCACUAAAGAAGUAGAAUCAACACUUAAACCAAAUGAGCUGAGAGUCUUUUACGAGAUGAAACAGUUCCUACGACACUUUGGAGCCGCGGGUCCUUACGACAGUUCCUACUACACUGGCCUUUGGAUGUUAGGACCAAAUUCCAUGGUGUGGGAGCCUAUACGAACAAUGUGGCCUUGGUUUGAGCAAAUCUUUACACAUAAACAGUCCAGGCCUAAGACCUUGUCUGAGUUUCAUCAUAUACUAGAGGUCAUGGCCAUGGUGAAAGAGAGCGUUAACAAUUAUACKAAUAAUAUGAUGAUGGGUGUAAAAAGAGGCAUGGUACGAAACAUUGAGGCUUGUACAGCAGGGUUAAAGAGCUUUAAACACUACUAUCGCGGAUUUGCACUAAAUGGAGAGAAAGAUGUUCUUGGGAGCAAACUCCUACAGCAAAAUUUUCUUGAGAACAUAAAUGAUUCAAURAAAACAGAUUGGAAGAGAAAGACAGGAAAGAAUAUGACGUCUUCGCUUCAGGAAGCACUUAUUACAUACAUCGGAAGGCCAUUCAGUCRGUUAAUAAGAUAUAUGGAAAGUCAGCAUAUUCKGCAUUGCGUUCCAAGCAAUGUUUCAAGUGGUCUUGCAACUUUACCUUUAACACACRUAUAUGUAGAUGGUUUGCCAGACCUCUCACGGCCAACCGAGCCCUAUCUACCCACUGGAGAACGGCUUAAUGGCACCCAAGCAUUCAAAAAAGUACUUACAUACUUUACAACGACUGACAUUACUCCAGCACAAAUCCAAGCAAUGGGACAUCAAAGGCUUAAAGCCUUGCAAGAGCAGGUUGUAGAUUUGGCAAAGGAGGUGACUGGCGAGUCUAACCAGACUGCAGCUGUGAAGUUAUUUAGGAAAAAUAUAUUAUCGAACAGGUCAUUGUUUUACAAUAAGGAUUCAUUUCCAAUGAAUGAAUCUCAGGAUGAUACAUUUCUUUAUUGCCAUGAUGUURAAAGUGCUGAAAUGUUUUGUCCGAAACGAUCUCAAGCAUACAAUAUUUGGAAAAACUCAACACAAAAGGUUCAACGGAUACUUCACCAGAAGAUCAAUCCUCUGUUUUAUUCUGCUGGAAAAAGAAAAACCACCUUAUCGUGUUUAGCAGAUGUGAUUCCUACCUUUAAUCCAACUAGUAGUUUCCAUAGUUACAGCCCGUUUAAAUGCGGUAUCCAUACACUUCCUUUCUUUAUUGAUGAUUAUGGGCCAAAGUACUCCGAAUGGACCGUAACAGCACAUGAAACUCAACCCGGACAUAAUCUAGAGGUUCAAGGUUAUGCUCACAACUUCGAAAACAAAGAAAAGGAUGGGAUCAUGAAAUGGCUUUCUUCGAUGACUUAUUUCCCAUCUUUCAGCGAAGGAUGGGCGACUUAUGCCGAGUAUCCUCUUGUUGGAAAAGACCUUGACCUAUACAAACAUGACCCACUGGCGAAAUAUGGAAUGCUGCAACAACAGAUAAUGGGUGCAUUGAGAUUAAUCAUAGAAACAGGUCUGCACUAUUUUGGGAUGAGUAGGUCAAGGGCGUUACAACUGUUUAAAGAAAAUGCAUGGGAAACAGGCGACAUUGCGACUAAGGAAAUAACACGCUAUCAGAGUGUCCAAGGACAUGCCGUGAGCUACAUGGUUGGACAGACAGCAUUCCUGCAUGGAAGAACUUUUGCUGAAAACAAACUUGGAUCCCAGUUUUCUCUGAAAGAGUUUCAUUACCAGGUACUUCGACAAGGCGAGGUUCCUCUUGACUAUCUUGACCAUGUGAUUAAACGCUACGUCAACUGCACAAUAUUAUCUGGUAAACAACAAAUCUAUUAUGACAUAAACUCUCUAUGUGAAGAGGUUUURUCGUAAUCGGUUUAUGAWAAAAGGCAAAAAAGCAAACAAWMAAAAAUKYAGCUUGACUAGCUUCAUAAAGAUAAACUUUUCCUCUYCAUCUGUUACGGACAAAUCCCAUGCAAACUGACCGCCRCUGCAAGCAAAACCUGUCAAUUUUCUGAAAGGUGUUGUACGCUCGACAAAUGUUUCAGGAAAUAUUUAAAAAGUUAAUGUUAAUAAUAGAAAUCGUCUUAUUUGAA
Messenger RNA from Exaiptasia diaphana, 2589 nucleotides. RefSeq lists its product as uncharacterized. The coding region runs from base 98 to 2365 and encodes 755 amino acids. The transcript is spliced from 7 exons. NCBI's taxonomy places the organism in Eukaryota, Metazoa, Cnidaria, Anthozoa, Actiniaria, Aiptasiidae. The record is from RefSeq and is a predicted model, not a curated record.